Messenger RNA from Sitodiplosis mosellana (orange wheat blossom midge), 1603 nucleotides. RefSeq lists its product as uncharacterized. The coding region runs from base 100 to 1476 and encodes 458 amino acids. NCBI's taxonomy places the organism in Eukaryota, Metazoa, Arthropoda, Insecta, Diptera, Cecidomyiidae. The record is from RefSeq and is a predicted model, not a curated record. Gene Ontology annotation, biological process: lipid metabolic process. The transcript is spliced from 6 exons. Gene Ontology annotation, molecular function: phosphoric diester hydrolase activity.
AAACAUUUUUGCAACCUUGUCACAAUCAGUUAGACCACUUUAGUUUCAUACGGUUGGUUUCCAUUUCGUUUUGAGCCUUUGAAUAAUUCACUCAUUCACAUGGAUUUUCAAAUCGUGGUGUUUUUCAUUUUAGCCAACGCAUUGAAUUUGUGUCGCAUAAAUUCGAUGGGCUAUAUUUUAGAUGCACUUGACUCAUCGUCACCGUGUCCAAUUUAUCUGACAAUCUCGCCGAUCAGUCAGAAUGUGGAAAAUUCCCACAUGGAAGUAAAUUGGGGACCAAAAUGCCCAAAUCCAGCCGAAUGGAUUGGCCUGUAUCCAGAGGAUCCGUCUGUAUCCUAUUCGGCACCGUUAUUCACCAUUGAUCUUGACAAUAAAACCACUGGCCACGUUAAAACACACGUCAAACUGGGAGACAUCCAACUGCCAUAUGGUUGGGAUAGAAAUGAUGCAGCAGAUAGCCCACCUGAUCAUAUCAAAUCGGCUUGUUUGCCAUUUUACAUUGCAUCGUUCAAUGGAAAAAAGAUACAAACGCUGGAUUGCCUGAAGAUACAACCAAAUUGGAUGAAAUCAAUGCCUGAAAUUCAAAACGUUCCACUUAAAGAUCUCUUCAUUCCCGGCACACAUUGUUCGGGUUGCUAUGAUCGUCGAACGAAAGCCAGUCGUAGUAUCCUGUUGAAAAAGUUUGGUUUUGUGCAGAAUUUCGAUAUUUGGACACAGCUCGUUUUCGGUGUUCGAUAUUUGGAUAUUAGCGUUGGUCACAAAGAUCCAAAGAAUGAAACAAAUUCCCCUUCAAAUCUAUGGAUCGUGAAUGAAAAUCUGUAUGUUGCACCAUUGCUGCCACUUUUGGAAGAAAUUCGUCUAUUUGUCAAAUUGUCAAAAGAAGUCGUUAUUAUGAAUUUUAUUGAAUUUCCCAUUGGUUUUUACAAUAACCCUGAACGACAUUUGGUGCUUCUGCGAACAUUGGCUGCUGAAUUUGGGGACAUAAUAUUUACGCGGCCAUGGGAUAGUACGGCCAGUUCAGGUGACUUAACCCUUGAAAUGAUGGAUCGCACAGGCAAAAACUUACUCAUCCUUUACAAUGACAAAAGUGUGAUUGAAGACUCGCAGCUGAUUUGGCCAAUAUGGAGGAAAUUUACGACCGUAAAUUUACAGAGCAGUGAACUACACGAUUAUAUUCGUGAAAUAUUUAGUAGAAAGAAUGAAUACACCCCAAAAAAUGAGCCAUGGGUGAUUUAUGGCAUUCAAGGAGUUGACGCAUCUUAUUCACCUGGACUACACUUACCUGCGUCACGAGAACGUGCAAAUGCCAUCAAUAAAGUAUUUACGGAUUUAAUCAGCAAUGCAUGGGCCGCCAAUGCAAAUGUGGUGGCUUUUGAUUUCUUUAUGAGCUGCAAUUUAAUCGAACUGGCGAUUGGAAUCAAUUUUCAAAAGCAUUUUAACAAUACAAACUACCUAAUUUUGGAUAUUGACGAGUGAUGUUGACAUUUUCUGGAUUACAUUCUCGAGUAUAGUUGCGUACUAAAAGCAUACAUAAAUAUUGUCUUUGUCACUGUCAUAAAAAUAAAAAUAUGCUCAAAUGUUGCAUUUUUCUAUAAUAACUGUU